Molecule: messenger RNA, 1205 nt
Organism: Chinchilla lanigera (long-tailed chinchilla)
Lineage: Eukaryota; Metazoa; Chordata; Mammalia; Rodentia; Chinchillidae
Product: zinc finger protein 136-like
Exons: 5
Coding region: 162-578 (138 amino acids)
Biological process (GO): regulation of DNA-templated transcription
Source: RefSeq, a predicted model, not a curated record
CCUGAUGAGCACCGUGGAUUCAGGGCUGAGAACCCCCAGCUGAGUAGGCCGCCUUUUUUAAUAAUUUGUACAGGCUGCGAGCUGCCUUGAAAGAGCCCUGGGAGACCCUCAAGAAACGCAGUGGCUGCCUUUAUGAACUCUACUUUGGAAACAGUGCACAAAUGCGACUUCUGUUACUCUACCAGGAGGCAGUGACCAUGGAGGAUGUAAUGGUGACCUUCAUCAAGGAGGAGUGGCCUCUGCUGAAUACAUCCCAAAAGAAGCUCUACAGAGAUGUGAUGUGGGAAACAUUUAGGAAUAUAAAUGCUAUAGGAAGAACUUGGGACAACCAGCGAGUGGAAGACAAAUACAAAAAUUACUCAAGAAAUGUAAGAAAUGAAGAGGAAGCAAAAUUCUAUCAAUAUACAAUUUACAAUCAACAGGAAAACAUAUUCCUUCAAACUCCACAUGAUAGUAUGGACAUGCAGGAAGCUGCUUUAAAGCCAUGUGGAAGUCUUGUUUGUAGAGAGCCCCUGACUGGGCAUUUAUCAAUAAAUGUGCACAUCUCACCUCACCCUGGAGAGAAACCACAUGAGUAGUUGGGAUUUGAUGACAAGCUGACUAAAGGUAAUGAACAUGGGAAAACCAGCAGUGAUUUCCAAUCCUUUGAGAAGCACGCAAGGUCAACGAAUGGACAGGCACCGUAUCGGUAUGAGAAAUGUGGGAAAUCCUACUCUGAACUUAGUGAAAGAACUCACCCUCGAGAGAAGACCAUUGUUGGUCAGAAUAGUGUGAAAGACUCCCACACCCACAAUGGUCUUCAAAUCCAUGAAAGAAUUCACACUGGGAAGAAGCCAUACAUAUGCACGCAAUUUGGAAAAACCUUCAACACUCAAACUUAUAAAAUUCUUGAAAUGAUUCACAUGGAAGAAAACCCCUAUGCAUGUAAACAAUGUGGAAAAGCAUAUCAUACACACAGUUGUUGCCAAAGACAUGAAAGUAGUCAUACUGGGGUGAAACCUUAUAUAGGUAAGCAAUGUGGGAAAUCCUUGAGCAGACACACUCAAUGUCAAAGCCAUGAAAGUACUGAUAAUGAGGAGACAAUUUAUGUAUGUAAACAGUGUGGGAGAGCUUUCACCAAAGUUAUUAUCAAACACAUGAAAGAACUCACUGUGAGGAGAAACCCUAUGUGUGCAAGCAAUGUGGAAAAACAUUCACUACAAAGA